AUGGCUGGGCGGCGGGCCCUGCUUCUCGUGGGCUUCCUUCUCCCUGGGGUCCUGCUCUCAGAGGCCGCCAAAAUCCUGACAGUUUCCACAGUGGGUGGAAGCCAUUAUCUACUGAUGGACCGAGUGUCUCAUAUUCUUCAAGAUCAUGGGCAUAAUGUCACCAUGCUUCACCAUGGAGGAUAUUCUUUGAUGUCAGAUUUUGAAGAGGAAAAAAAAUCAUAUCAUGUUAUCAGUUGGCUUCUACCUGAAGGUGAUAAUAAAGAAUUUAAGAAAUCUAUUAAUUUCUUAAUGGGAGAAACGUUACGUGGCAGAGGAUUAUUUGAAAACUACUUAAAAUUUUUAGAACAACUGGGGUUUCAGUGCAGUCAUUUACUAGGGAGAAGGGAUAUCAUGGAUUCCUUAAAGAAUGAGGACUUCGACAUGGUGAUAGUUGAAUUUUUGGACUAUUGUCCUUUCCUGAUUGCUGAGCAGCUUGGGAAACCGUUUGUGUCCAUUCUUUCCUCCUCAUUUGGCACUGUGGACUUCGGGCUACCGAGCCCCCUGUCUUAUGUUCCAGUGUACCGUUCCUUAUUAACUGACCACAUGGGCUUCUGGGGCCGAAUGAAGAAUUUGCUGAUGGUCUUUGAUUUCUCCAUAAAGGAAUGGCAAACACAGUCUAUGUUUGACAACACCAUCAAGGACCAUUUCCCAGAAGGUUCUAGGCCAGUUUUGUCUCAUCUUCUACAGAAAGCAGAGCUAUGGUUUGUUAACUCAGACUUUGCCUUUGAUUUUGCCCGGCCUCUGCUUCCCAACACUGUUUAUGUUGGAGGCUUAAUGUCCAAACCUACUAAACCAGUACCACAGGACUUGGAGAAUUUCAUCACCAAGUUCGGGGACUCUGGUUUUGUCCUUGUUUCCCUGGGCUCUAUGGUGAGCAUCCAUCAGAUAGAGGAAGUUCUCAGGGAGAUGAACAGUGCCUUUGCCCGCCUCCUUCAAGGUGUGAUAUGGAAGUACAAGAGUUCUCUUUGGCCCAAAGAUGUCAAAUUGGCUGGAAAUGUGAAACUUGUGGAAUGGCUUCCUCAGAAUGACCUCCUGGCUCACCCCAGCAUCCAUCUUUUUGUCACCCAUGGUGGGCAGAAUAGCAUAAUGGAGGCCAUCCAUCAUGGUGUGCCCAUGGUGGGGAUCCCUCUCUUUGGAGACCAGCCUAUGAACAUGGUUCGAGUAGAAGCCAAAGAAUUCGGUGUCUCUAUUCAGUUAAAGGACCUCACGGCAGAGACUUUGGCUCUUAAGAUGAAACAAGUCAUAGAAGACAAGAGGUACAAGUCUGCAGCAGUGGACGCCAGCAUCAUCAUGUGCUCCCACCCCCUGACCCCCGCCGAGCGGCUCGUGGGCUGGAUUAACCAUAUCCUCCAGACUCGGGGGGCAGCCCACCUCAAGCCUUAUUCCUUCCAGCAACCAUGGCAUGAGCGUUACCUGCUUGACGUCCUCUCGUUCCUGCUGGCCUUCACUCUGGUCACAGUGUGGCUAUGUGGGAAGCUGCUGGGCAUGGUGGCAAAGUGGGUGUGUGGGUCCAGGAAGCUGAAGAAGACAUGAUGCCAAGUGCAGUGGGGGUGUUGGGGAGCCCCUGGUUCUUUGCAGCCUCCCCCUACCCCAGCACAGGCCAUCUGUGGUGUUCUCCCCUCACCUCCUCCUGUUGAUGGUCCUACGACUUGCUCCUUUCUAUUACCUGCCUCUGUGCAGAAGUCCUUAUGCACCACCCUCACACUUGCCCCUGGUGACUUGGACACCCACCCCCACUCAAGUACAAACCUUCACCAAUCAGCCCUGCCUUCUCCUCCCUUCCUUUCACUAGACAAAGUGCUCUGACAAUUUCAUCCUCCCUUUCCCAAUGACUUCUCAGUCUCUGCCCCCAUUUCUCCUAUCACUUCAUAAAAAACACAGAAAAUAUUUGACACAUCUGUAAAAUUUCCCCCUUUUACACUACCUCUUAUCUCUCUUGUAACCUGUCCUCAACGCUCAAGAAGCCUAGUCUGCUCCCCUGCAGUUAGGCAGGGGCAGCCUCUGACAAGACGUUUUGGCCACUGUCUGAAUCCCCUUGUCUGGAGAGCACUUCCUUUGUGGGUCAGACAUAGAGCCUGCAGUUGGUCACA
Galeopterus variegatus (Sunda flying lemur) is the source of this 2129-nucleotide messenger RNA. Its product is annotated as UDP-glucuronosyltransferase 3A2-like. Bases 1 to 1572 code for a protein of 523 amino acids. Gene Ontology annotation, molecular function: UDP-glycosyltransferase activity. The record is from RefSeq and is a predicted model, not a curated record. Lineage: Eukaryota; Metazoa; Chordata; Mammalia; Dermoptera; Cynocephalidae. The transcript has 7 exons.